AUGCCUUCCCAACGACGAAUACGCCUGCUCGCCCUGGCGGCCAUUGUCACCGUCGCCUUCUUUCUCUUCUACUCGUCCCGUGUCGACCCCGGCCCGGACGCGCACAAGAUCCAAGACUUUUACCACAAGACCAUGGACGGCAUGAAGAACGCAUCACCGCCGGGGCAAGCCAUCAUAAACACCAAGACGGGCGAGAAGGCAGGCCACAUCCCCGCCGACAAGGACGCCGACGGCGACGUCGACGAGGACGACAGAAAGGCCACCGCCCAGAUGCAGCAGCGCCUGAAACAGGCCGAGAAGGACGCCAAAGACAAGGCCAACAUGAAGGGUGGCCUGAAGCCCGACGUGCCGAGCGAGAUUGUCGGCAAGGGCAACUCGGCCGGUGGCCAGCCCAAGAAGGACGACAGUGCGGCCGCUGACAAGGCCCUGGCCGAGGAACCAGCCGAGGCGGCGGCUCAGACCGGGGCGGAAGCCGAGCUGAGCAGUAUCUUGAAAAGGGCACCAGUCGUCAUCUUCUCCAAGACGUAUUGUCCCUAUUCCAAGAUAGCCAAGGGCAUCCUCCUGGACAAGUACCACGUCGACCCGGCGCCGUUUGUCGUCGAACUCGACAACCACGCCCAGGGCCCGUCCUUGCAGGACGCGCUGCUCCAAAUGACUGGUCGCAGGACGGUGCCCAACGUCCUCGUAAAUGGCGUCAGCAUCGGCGGCAGCGACGACGUUGUCGAGCUCGACAGGCAGAGCAAGCUGGCUGACAAGAUCAGGAAGCUCGGCAACGAGCGCGUCCAUGUUUCAGAACGGUUCGCACCGGCCGAGGGCAAGUUGUAA
Metarhizium album ARSEF 1941 is the source of this 825-nucleotide messenger RNA. Its product is annotated as glutaredoxin domain-containing protein. The transcript is spliced from 2 exons. NCBI's taxonomy places the organism in Eukaryota, Fungi, Ascomycota, Sordariomycetes, Hypocreales, Clavicipitaceae. Gene Ontology annotation, cellular component: cis-Golgi network; Golgi lumen; cytoplasm. Bases 1 to 825 code for a protein of 274 amino acids. Gene Ontology annotation, molecular function: glutathione disulfide oxidoreductase activity. Gene Ontology annotation, biological process: cellular response to oxidative stress. The record is from RefSeq and is a predicted model, not a curated record.